GCCUAUACGUGACUCACUGACUGGACCUGACAGGCAGACACAAAAGGCCAGAGAGAGAAGAAGAAGGUCCACAAACAUUUUAGCUUCACAUCUGUUUGAUGUUGUUUGCUGUAACAGCUGUAGAUCUGGAACUCUCAUCUGUAACUAGAUUAUUUCUCGAUGGCAAUUGCUUUGAAGAUAUUGUUUUAUUUUGGGCCAUAAAUCUACUCGCUGAUUGAGUCGCAUUGCACCUUAACCUCUGAGAAAGUGAACACAGAGCGGAGGAGCUCAGGCUCGACAGUAUUGUUUGCCUCACCUUUGGAAAGCAGGUGUUAUGGAUCGACAGAAUUUCCUGUGCUGGAGAGUUGCCCUGCUGCUUCUCUUAAUGCCAUGUGGCCUCCAGUGUAUGUCAGUGCACAUCCUCAGUGAGCAGCCUGUGCAUGUAAUCCCCGGCUCCGCUCUGGUUCUGAAGGCCCGGAUAGAGCACGGACCCCUGGAGGAGGUCUCCACGGUAACCUGGGAACGGGAGCCCGAAACUGGAAUAGCCCCCACGAGAGUGACACUGGCUACCUGCCCUGGCAACAGCUUCAAGUGUGUUGGCACGAGGCCAAAGGUCCGUGUGAACGUGGAGCAGCAGGAAACGACACUUCAGAUUAAUGAAUACAGCAGAGCGGACGGCGGUGUGUACACUGUGACUGUGACGGAUCACACAGGAGCCAAGACCCCUGCACAAUGCAUUGUCAGGGAAUAUGAGGCGGUGAACCACGUGUCCGUCAGCAUCAAUGUGUCUCACUCCUCACUGGUUUGCGGCGAGGCCUGGGGGACGGACCCACGCUUCUACUGGCUCCACGAGAGAGCCACCAUCACCAAGACUGUAGGAAAUGUCUCACCAGAUGGAGCGACAUUGUCAGUGACCAUGACCCCUAUAUGUGGCCACUUCACCUGUGUGGUUAGCAACAAACUGGGUUACAGUUCUGCCACCUACACUGCAGCACCGUGUGAGACAGAGGGCAGAGGAACGACGGCAGCUAUAGUGUGUCUCGUCCUCCUGCUGCUGUUUGGAGGAGUGCUGGCAUUUCUGCUGUGGUGGUACAGUAAUGCACAUAGACAGCGGCAGGCACAGUCACAAAUCUCAUUUCAGGCUAUGCUCUGAUCAUAAAACCAUACACUGAGAGAAAAUAAGACACAGGGGAGUAGCUCCUUUAGAAAGGAGAGAGAGAAAAAUGAGGGUACAAAGUGAAAACAGUGAGAAGCUAUAGAGUCCUCCCACAUGAUAUAUGACACACAUGGAGUAUGACAGGCCAGGGUGUGUCUGCUGACAAUACAACAAUCACAGUCAGCUCAAGCCAGUGUAUGGUUUGUCAGUGCUGUUUGGUCUAAAUUUAUCUCUUGGUUUCUUUUCAGGAAACACAGGCACAGUUACAGAAGAGAGAGACUGCACGAACCUUUGGAUGCUUCCAUCUAAAAAAAGAAAAAGGUCCAGGGCUUCAUUUUUUGUUAUUCAGAGGUCUACGAGAGGAGAACGGUGAAUGGACUUGACUAUGAGGGAGGGACUUCCUGUCCUGUGAGCAGUAUGACCUUACACUGCAGUGGAACAAUGUGAAGAGUGAACUGCUUGCUGGCAAAUAAAAAAUAUCUAAAAAUGGAUAUUCAUCUUGAAGUGCCGGCAGUGUCUGUACACUGCCUCCUGCUGGGCUGCACCUGACACUGUGUAUUUAACAGUAAAAACAAUGAUCAUUUUGUAAGCUUGUAUCAACUUUGCAAUGUAUUUUAAUGUACUGUAUUGUCUUCGUAAUAAAAUCCCCACACAAACUGUGACAGAAAAUUACUAAUUCAACAAUUCACUUGAAUAAAUCUUAAGAAGACCGUUUCA
Seriola aureovittata is the source of this 1852-nucleotide messenger RNA. RefSeq lists its product as uncharacterized. The coding region runs from base 314 to 1132 and encodes 272 amino acids. Lineage: Eukaryota; Metazoa; Chordata; Actinopteri; Carangiformes; Carangidae. The transcript is spliced from 5 exons. The record is from RefSeq and is a predicted model, not a curated record.